Messenger RNA from Dibothriocephalus latus, 261 nucleotides. Lineage: Eukaryota; Metazoa; Platyhelminthes; Cestoda; Diphyllobothriidea; Diphyllobothriidae. The record is from the annotation of a GenBank genome assembly.
CUGAACUAUCCCACGCCUUGGCAGCCAAGCAUUGCUGAGACUCAGAUGUUCCAAAUUGGACAGUUGCUGAUUGCAGCCCUGCCCGGCGAGUUCACCACGAUGGCUGGACGAAGAGUUCGCGAAAGCGUUCGUGAGACCUUUACUGGUGCGUUGAAAGCUGCAAAGCAGACGCCGGUGAAGGUGGUUCUGGCUGGCCUGUCCAACAUCUACACGGACUACAUCACAACUUAUGAAGAGUACCAGGUGAGUGCCCGGACCUAG